UGCUAAUUGUAUUUGGCUACCUCCAACUCCACCAAAACAUUCCCCAGGACAACCGGAAACUUCAUUUUCAAUGACGAAGGAAUGGGAUUGUCGAAGAGAACAAAUUGUCGAACUUUCCAAAGUUCAUGGAAUGACGGUUCGUGAAUUGCAGACGCGGAUGUCCAAGUUAUACAACUUUGAAGCCAGUAUCCGAUCUUACAAACGCGUUCUCGCCAGAUGGAGGAUUCAUAUACAUCGACAACGAUUUAUUUUGCCGCGGACAGAAGAAGCAGCCGCACGCACUGCUACAGGAGAUGUUUCAAAAGCACUCGACGAGUUGGUUGCUCAGCUAUUCUAUGCAAGACAAAGCGAUAAAGAUUCGCUUGCACAAAUUGAAGCUAAUUUUGGUUUACGUCUUUCAAAGCGUGCCCUUCACUAUCGUCGGAAGAGACUUUCGUUAAAACGGGCUAUUACCAAAACUCGAGACUCUUCCAACUUUCAUCCCCCUACGUCGUCAUCCCCAACUUCGCUCCAUCUGUCUCAACAGCAUUACCCUCAUCCUCUUUCAUCGGAUCCACGGUCUCAAGAACAGCGAAGCAUUCCUUUACUUGUUCAUUCCUCUCUUCUUUCUGGGGGAGCAUCUCCUCCUUCUUCUUCCCCUGCCUCUUCGUCUUCUUCUCACCCAAAUUCAGUUGCUAUGACGGAGACAAGGACUCCAUCUCACUCGGUCCUUAAUUCCCAUUCUCCCAUAACCGCUUCAUCUCCAUCUAGCACUCAUCCCCAUCCAUUAGCCAUGAUUCCUUCUUACUCUUCUAAUUACCCAGUUGCUCCAGAAUUUACACCCUCUUCUUCUCAUGGCGCUUCUGUUCCUUCUCUCCCAUAUUUGCAGAAUCCCCCGGUUUUUCAUUCUUCUGCCUCUCUUCGCCGUCCUUCUCAGCUUGCUUUCUCCCACCAUUUACCAACACCGCCUCCUCCUCCUCCCCAUACUCCACUCCCGUUUUUGUUUCAUUCUAAAAACCAAGCUACUCAGUCUCAUGAUAUCAAUUACCCUUCACAAACUCAAAAUCAUCCUUCUUCGUUCGUUCCCGCUCCGGUCCCUCAAGAACCUCCUGAAAAUCUUUCGGACCCUGCUAUCGCAUCUACAGCUUCUAAUUCUACCUAUCCUCCUUCUCGGUUUCCGCCAUCGAACCAUUUUUACUUAAACCAUGUCCCCGGGUCUUCUUUCCCCGAGCAGACACACCCGAGUCAUAAUCCUACUUCAGCUAUGAACGUCGUGUCACUUCCUCCUUAUUCUUCAUUUCCUUCCUCGUCUUCUCUCCCUCCGCUUCCUGGUUUUCCUCAACAAACUCAUUCCCAUAUUCCUUCUAGUCCCGCCGAAGCGAAUGGAGAACAUCUCGCAGCUCGCUCCACCAAUCCUUCUGUUUAUGCUAGUUAUAUGGGAGAUCAUCAAGAAAACGGAAAAUCGAGCUUUUCUCAAGCAUAUAUGCCUUUGCAUGAGGAAGGACAACAUUUGCAGCUACCUCACCAUGUUCCUCCAACUCAUUCUCCCAUGCUAACUGUAGCAUCCGAGCACAAACCGUCAGUUUCAACUUGCUUCGUUGGGGGGCAUCAAUAUCAAUCACCAAAGUCUCCAAAGAUGAGACAGCCCCAUCUGGAGGUGUCAGAACACCCUAUGCGUGAAUCAUUUUUGGAGCCCAUUGAUAAAGAAGUUAAGCCUUCAGAAGAAUUGUUAAACUCAAUCCAAUAUCAGAUUGGUGAAACUCACCGCGGCUCGAUUUAUACGCCAAUGCUGAAUGUACCAAAUGCAGCCGCCCCACAACACUCUUUGCCUCCUCCUAAUACAUAUAUUCAGGAACAGAUGACAAGUCCAAACCAACAUCCCCAGUAUACAAUGCCGAUGCAGAAUUAUUCCUCCGUCCAGUAUCAACCUGUCAUGCCUUCCAGUGAUGUUACAAACCCAUCAGUACAUUUUGCUUCUUCUCAGCAGUUAAAUAUACCCGAAGAGAAUUUGGCACAUUAUGCCAUGCCUAAUACCUAUACGGGUCGAUUCCCUCAGACGUCUUAUCAUCCGUCUGCUAAUUUACUAGAUGCUAGCGCUUCAUUGAACCCCGUUCAGAAUCCACUCAUUAUGCUUCAUCAUACCAAUCAAGAUUAUAUUGCUAUGGGAAGACCUGAACAUUCUAUCCCAGAGCAAACCCAUAUUGUUCCCGCUUAUUCUGAUGUCGACUCGCGUUUUGUUUAAGAAUAAUUAUCCACUAAUUUUUUGUAUAAUUUCAUUCUCUAAUAUUUUUGUGAAUAUUCUCUUCUUUUUUGUUUCGUUUUAUUUCUUUUAAUUUACCACCACCAAUUCGCUCGUUUUUACCUAUGGAAAUUUUAUUGAUGUCGAGAGUACUAUAGAUUUUACUAUGUGUUUACGGAUGCUUUUUUUUUCUUCUUUUUUUAUUUUUGUGCGGUAAGAGGACUCAAUUGGAAGUCAUAUUUUGGUUUCUACUUUUGGGGGUUUAUCGAUUACCUAUAGCUGUUUAUAUAACAUUUUUUUUCGAUUUUUCUAUGAACACAAUGAGGUAUUUGAUAAGUGUUGAUUUUGUCGUUGUAAUCAAAGAAAGAGAAGCUUUUGGUGACUGUACAUGUA
Messenger RNA from Schizosaccharomyces octosporus yFS286, 2611 nucleotides. RefSeq lists its product as uncharacterized. Bases 71 to 2221 code for a protein of 716 amino acids. The transcript is spliced from 2 exons. The record is from RefSeq and is a predicted model, not a curated record. NCBI's taxonomy places the organism in Eukaryota, Fungi, Ascomycota, Schizosaccharomycetes, Schizosaccharomycetales, Schizosaccharomycetaceae.